AUGGCGAAUUUAAAGCUCUUUUCCAUGGAUUCGACCGUUUUGAAUGGUUACGUGCUAUUAUUUUGCUCAUGGGCCCUAUUUGUUUUCGGUCUAAUGAGUGUAUUUGGAUUUAUCGAUAUUCCUAUAUUGGUGGAUGGAGAUAGUUCCCCUAUUCAUGCAUAUUAUCCUUGCUUGAUAAUUUUAACGCUUACAGUGGCCUUUUUUAUAUGGCUUUUCUUCAACUGGCUUGGGCUAAAAUAUUUUCGACAUUCACCCAGUGCUAUGCGCAGGUAA
Schizosaccharomyces osmophilus is the source of this 273-nucleotide messenger RNA. RefSeq names its product pig-Y, phosphatidylinositol N-acetylglucosaminyltransferase subunit Eri1. The coding region runs from base 1 to 273 and encodes 90 amino acids. The transcript has 2 exons. The record is from RefSeq and is a predicted model, not a curated record. Lineage: Eukaryota; Fungi; Ascomycota; Schizosaccharomycetes; Schizosaccharomycetales; Schizosaccharomycetaceae.